UGCACAAUUAGCAGAUGAAAAACACUUGCUUUCAAUUUAUCAAUUAUUCACAGUACUAAAUGUAAUUAACUAAUUUAUAGCUCCUUUUUUCUGAUAUAUACGAUAUAUUCUCAAUGUGUAAAUGCUGUAUACAAAAUUUUGAUAUGGUAAAAUAAUUCAACCUUACUAGUCUUUAUCUUAAGCGGUAUUAGCAUGGAGUUUACCAGUGUUCAUUGUAUUUUUGUAUUAACUUAAAAUAACAAAGGUGAAAAACUGGAUAAAAAGGAGCAAGAUCGAUUCAUACUUACCAAAAACAUUGAUCUGAUUAUAGAAUUGAUUAACUGAGGAUAAUUCAAUACUGAAAUAUUUAUAAUUGUUAAAUAAAAAUGAGGAAUAUUUUUCGAAAAGGAAAAAGAGUUAUAAUUGGAUAUCUGAUUAUCAUGGUAACUGUGAUUGCUGUUUCUGAAACUCUUCUUGGGAAAUUCUUUUUAAAAAUAAGUCCAUACUCUAUGCAAGUGCCAAAUGUAUUACUACCAACUAAAGGAGUCACCUCAUAUAUCAACCAAAGUGUAACACAACAGCAGAAAAUACCAACAUCAAGAAAUAUUAUCUUCAACUCACGAACAAAACAACAAUCACAACACUCCAUUAAGAUACCGACAAAAGCAGUAAAAAACCAGAUUACGUCUACAGUAUCUUCUUUCAGAGGAACAACCUGGGACCCAAGUUCUAUUCAUAGAAAGGCGAUCACUAAGAACUGCACUAUGCUAGUUGACCCUUCCAUUAUAAAGACUCCUUUUAAAUUUUAUAUCUACGAUUUGCCUACAAAAUUCAAUUAUGACAUUCAAAGACUUUUUACUGAUGAGAGAAAAUACUCUUUUUGUUACAAUUUGGAUUACUGUGGUAUGGGUGAGGAACUAUAUCAAUAUAGUGACAAAGGAACUCAAAUAGAUCAAAAGAUGGAGAAAACUGACGGAAGAAUUAGCGUAAGAAAUACGCAUCAGUUUGCACUGGAAGUGAUUAUCCAUUACAAACUGUUACACAGUCCGUACCGUACAACCAAUCCUGAUCAAGCUGAUAUGUUCUAUAUACCAGCUUACACCGGUCUACAGUGCCUUACAUUUUCUGGAAAUUCGCAAGAUUUUGUGAAUGAACUAUUUCAUUAUUUAGAAACAAAGGAGUCUAAGCAUUUUAAUAGUGGAAAACCCCAUUUUUCAACCCUCUCAAAGAUACAGAGGGAACAAGCCUCUCAGAACUGUCCAACUUUACGCCAUUCAAAAACAGAAGCAGUAACUUUCAUAGCAAUUGAAAAAGAGUCAAAUCCAUACUGGUUUAGGAACCAACAAAUUCACGGCAAAUCUAUUAUUGUUGCCCCCUAUCCUUCUUACAUUCAUUUCAUCAAUCAAGACAAAGAGAAAACGUUAUUUGAAUAUCACAGCGGUCUUAGAAAGUUAAAUGAAAGCAGGUAUAUACUUAAGGUACCACCCAUAUCUGAGAGAAAAAUGUUACUAUUUUUGGCAGCUGGAAUGCGGCGAAGUAACUUUUUCAGAGCGAAACUUCUUGAUCAGUUUGCUGUGCAGACAGAUAAGGGGCCAGAUGACUUUUAUGAAAGUGUUGCCAAUCAUCCACAGACAGAGCAAGUUAUGCUGAUUACAAGUGAAUGUUCUGUGAAACAUCGGACUACAACCAUUCCUUGGAUGCAAAGGUCCGUUUUCUGCCUACAACCGCCAGGAGAUUCACCAACUCGUAAAUCUAUCUACGACUCUAUACUUAGUGGAUGUAUUCCCAUUUUAUUCACAAAUCAAUAUAAAACAGAAUAUCCUUUUGAAAGAGUUUUAAAUUAUGAAAGUUUUACAUUCACUAUCGAUGAAAAACUGAUAAGCCGUUAUAACAAAACUGUCAUAGAAAUAGUUAAAGGAAUUUCUGAAGAGAAAACAAAAAGUUUAUACAAUAAUCUUGUGCGUGUUUCAAAAUGGUUUCAAUACAGUCUGCCAGAUGGAGAUGCCCAGUGGGAAGAUGAUGCCGUCACACUAAUACUUGAUGAAUUAGCAUUUCGUAAUAAUAUUACUAAUGUUACGUACAUUUUUUGAAAAAAUGCAUGUGUUUAAAUUUAUACUGUACACUUCUGCUUAAAAAUAAACUUAAAACAACGA
Messenger RNA from Mercenaria mercenaria, 2132 nucleotides. RefSeq lists its product as uncharacterized. Gene Ontology annotation, molecular function: glycosyltransferase activity. The record is from RefSeq and is a predicted model, not a curated record. NCBI's taxonomy places the organism in Eukaryota, Metazoa, Mollusca, Bivalvia, Venerida, Veneridae. The coding region runs from base 366 to 2069 and encodes 567 amino acids. The transcript is spliced from 2 exons.